GCGCUCUAAAUUACGCACCUCGCACCACCAGAUGUGAAAGCGUCCUCCCAUCGCUGCCUCUAAAGAAUCUCCCUUCCCCCAAAAGCUUGCGUGCCGCGCCUUCUCUCUCGCUCUCCCUCCUCUUCUCCCUUCAUCCUCUCUCUUCCCCGACCCCCAAAACCCUAACCCUAACCCUAGCCCUAGCCCUAGCCCUAGUAGCCGCUAAGGCUCGGAGGUGGGGAACGCUCGCCCGCUCGCUCGCUCGCUCGAUCGGAAGCUACCUGCGGUGAUCGGGGCGUUUGAUGCGAGGGAGGUGACAUGAACCUGUGGGCCGACGACAACGCCUCCAUGAUGGAGGCCUUCAUGGCGACCAGCGACCUCCAGGGGUUCCCCUGGGGCUCCUCCGCCGCCGCCUUCUCCGCCCCGCCGAUCCCCCCGGCGGCGGCCCCGCCGCCGCAGCCGUUCUUCAACCAGGAGAAGCUGCAGCAGCGGCUCCAGGCGCUCAUCGACGGCGCCCGGGAGAGCUGGACCUACGCCAUCUUCUGGCAGUCCUCGGUGGACGUGACCACGGGCGCGUCGCUGCUCGGGUGGGGCGACGGCUACUACAAGGGCUGCGACGACGACAAGCGGAAGCGGCGCGGGCCGACCGCGGCCUCCGCGGCGGAGCAGGAGCACCGCAAGCGCGUGCUCCGCGAGCUCAACUCCCUCAUCUCCGCCGCCGCCGCCGCCGCCGCCGCCCCCGCCCCCUCUGCCUCAGGAACUAGAGCUACUCCCUGCCUAGGCUCUCGGUCUCGUGGCUCCCUAGGCAGAGGGGGACUAGGCCGCGCCGUCGGUGGACUCCGCCGCGGCGGCGGCGACGCCGCCUCCACCGAGGCUAGGUCCUACGCCGCCGCCUCCCCUGCAGCUCCCUCGACGACUUCAACUUCUCCUACGCCUAGAACAACCACUGGAGGAGGAGGUGGUGCAGCAGGCCGGGCGAGGUUGAUGAUGGCGCUCAAAGAUCUCGAUUUGGAGGUCUAUUAUGCUAGCGUUUCGGUUGUUAAAGAUCUAAUGAUCCAGCAGGCAACAGUCAAGAUGUCGAGCCGCGUCUACUCGCAGGAGCAGCUCAACGCCGCGCUCUGUGCGAGGCUCACCGAUCCCUCUCCUUGCAGGUAG
This is a messenger RNA of Ananas comosus (pineapple), 1134 nucleotides long. RefSeq names its product transcription factor MYC2-like. The record is from RefSeq and is a predicted model, not a curated record. Gene Ontology annotation, molecular function: transcription cis-regulatory region binding; DNA-binding transcription factor activity. Gene Ontology annotation, biological process: regulation of DNA-templated transcription. Gene Ontology annotation, cellular component: nucleus. Lineage: Eukaryota; Viridiplantae; Streptophyta; Magnoliopsida; Poales; Bromeliaceae. The transcript is spliced from 3 exons. The coding region runs from base 298 to 1134 and encodes 278 amino acids.